CGGGGAGGCCGGGAGGGUCAGCGCGGUGCGGGGGCAGCGAUCGGUAGCGGUGGGGUUUGACGGUCGGGGUCGAGCCGCAAUUUCUCGGCGCGAGGGUUCCGACCUGAGCCGGGCCCCGGGGCUUUGAGAAGGUUCCCUCUGCCUCACAGCAAUGCUCAGGGAGAGACGUGUGUACAAGUCGUGAGCAAGACUCAGGGACAGGGGGGUGCUUGAAACUCUAUGAUGUGCUGUCUGUGGGAUCCCAAAGCACAGGUUUGGGGACCCUCCUCAGGCGGCCUGAAGCGAUCCCAGUGAGCUCCUGCCCGCUUGUCCCGCGUUCUCGGGUCCUGCAUCCUGCCAAGUCCGAAGCCAAGCAGUCUGUCCCGUAGGUAGGGCUUGGGACACAGCCUUCACGUUAUAAAAGCAACUUAAGGACUUCAAGAUGACAGGAAGAGAGUUUCUUGAACUAGAUUCUCCACAGCAAAGACUAAUUUUUGAAAGAUUUAAGCGGAUGGAAAUCAUACAAAAGAUGUUCAAUGAGCUUCCUAAAGCAGAUCAGAACCUUUGCAAUCAUGGAAAAUAUUUCCUAGCAGCAAAUUCAAGCUUAUGUGGCUUAGUAGCAAAUAAUUUCUUCAGGAGCAUCCUACAUGUCCGAAAGGCUUCACUGGUGUCUGCUAUGCCAAUGGCUGUUAUUCCAUUUCUUUCAACAGCAGCAAUUUAUGAAGCUUUUGUACACGACCCUUUAUUUUCAGGUCAGCUGAACUGUGAAGUGUGUGCUGUGAUCAGAGGAGGAUUAGUAGGUGCUGUUGUGGGUGGUUUCUAUCCCAUUUUCCUGGCUAUCCCCUUGAACGCAAGCCUUGCAGCCAGGUAUAUGUCAAGUCCCUUGCCAGGGAAAGAAAAUCUGUUGCGCUACUGGCUCACAACUGCUCAGCCUGUCUUUAGAAAGAUGAGUCUGGGUAUACUGGUACAGGCUCUGACUGGAUUGUACCUUGCCACUAAACAACACGGAAUAUAUAUCAAAAUGCUGCUGCAGCUGAACACUAGCAGGGAUCCUGAAGAGCUACCUGAAUGAAGUAAAGCAAUUUUUCAAUUGCCUUGGAUAAGUAACCAUAAUAAACAAGAAAAAGAAGUCUUGCUGUGUCUUUUUUUAAUAGAAAAACAGAGUGUCUGCACUGGCAUUUUUUUAGAUUUUCAACUUAAAUGCAGGAUAAGCUUUUCAUUAUGCCUAGUUUAGUGCAGACACCUGAAUAACAGACAGGUGUAUUGUUUUGGAAAUGGGAGGCAAGAAAGCAUUUAUAGUGCCUGCUUUAACAUUUGAUUCUAAGGUCGUGCUACAACUUUCAGAAGCUGUAAAUAAAUAAAAGUAUGCUUGAAAAAUAGUAUUUUUUCCUUUCAUAACGCAAACCAUGGAGAUUUAUAAAACCAAACUACCAAAAAAAUGACCCAAGGGGAAAGAUCAAGGCAGGAUUUUACUAGAUUACUCAAAAUCUGAUUAUUUUUCUCCCUUUUCUCCAUUCUGCUACCACAAAACUGUCACAUGAUUACCCCUUUUA
Cinclus cinclus is the source of this 1532-nucleotide messenger RNA. RefSeq names its product transmembrane protein 126A-like. Gene Ontology annotation, biological process: mitochondrial respiratory chain complex I assembly. NCBI's taxonomy places the organism in Eukaryota, Metazoa, Chordata, Aves, Passeriformes, Cinclidae. The record is from RefSeq and is a predicted model, not a curated record. The coding region runs from base 422 to 1051 and encodes 209 amino acids. Gene Ontology annotation, cellular component: mitochondrion. The transcript is spliced from 5 exons.